Alternaria ventricosa is the source of this 576-nucleotide messenger RNA. RefSeq lists its product as uncharacterized. The transcript is spliced from 2 exons. Lineage: Eukaryota; Fungi; Ascomycota; Dothideomycetes; Pleosporales; Pleosporaceae. The record is from RefSeq and is a predicted model, not a curated record. Bases 1 to 576 code for a protein of 191 amino acids.
AUGACGAGAGAAUUGGGAAACGUCAGGAUGUAUGCACCUGACGUUACCGAGAAACGACAUGACCUCUUCACGAGGGCAUUUCUCGAUCUGACUCUGUGGGUUGAGAAAGCGGCAAACACACUCGGCCUCCCUCGACUCAUCCAUGAAUACAUUCGCCUGUUCGUGUUCUCAUACUUGGAAAUAAGACACACAUGCUGCGACAUCGAACGCAUCUGUCACUGGGACGGUCCUGACUACACAAAGCAACCAUACCCUCGGUAUUCUUCAAAGGAACUUCGGCGCAUAACCAACGAGGACGCACAUCUGCGUGCACGUCUCGAGCAGCUAGUUCCCGAGCUUAUCACGCGACACGACUCUUUCGGAGGAAAGCUCCAAGACUUUGUCAUCGACGUUCUCAUUCCGACAAUGCGCAAAACUAUGAAGGAGUUGAAAGAGGAGGAUAAGGCACUCUACGCGGCGGGGCGAAGAGAAUUGGGUGUUGUAAUGAACGAGGACGAAGACAAGACUGAGGAGGAGGGUAGUGAAGUGGAAGAGGAAGAAAUGGAUGCCGAAGAAGAGUCGGACGACGAGUACUAA